UAUAUAUAUGCUGAGCAGCCAGCUCCUCCCAGUGGAAAGGAGGAGCCGCAGGGUGUGGCAGGUUACAAGAACCCCAUGAAGCAAGAUGGCUGCUCGCACAGGUCAGUGAUGAGGAGCCAGCAAAGAGGAUGGCAUCUACAGACCUGAGACAGGAGCUGAACUGCUCCAUCUGCCUGGAUGUUUAUAGGGAUCCCGUAACCCUGAGCUGUGGACACAGCUUUUGCCUGGGCUGUAUCCAUCACCCAAUUGGUAAUCAUAAUAGGUCCAGAGCCUAUACCUGUCCACAAUGUAGACAACCAUCAAAAUCACCACUUAAGAAGAACAUUGUCCUCAGUAGGUUAGCAGAGAGAUUCCAUAGUGGUCAACCAGAGGAGGGCAGGAAGGUCAUCUUCUGCAUCUACUGUGACUUCCCUGUUCCGGCCAUGAAGUCUUGUCAGCAAUGUGAGACCUCCCUGUGUGCUGAUCACCUGAGGAAACACAACGAGACGGUGGAGCACACUUUACUGCCACCAACGGCUGAGCUCAGAAAGAGAAGAUGUUCUGUCCAUGGGAAGAUCUUGGAAUAUUUUUGCACUGAGGAUUCAGUGUGUGUCUGCGCAUCUUGCAGGUUGGAUGGAGAACACAGAGGACACCAGGCCGAGUCGCUGGAGGAGGUCUCCAAGAAGAAAUUAAGACCUCUACUAGAGAAGGUAACUUUGGAGCGAGAAAAGAUUGAGAAGAAAGUCCAAAGUCUCCAGGAACACAGGAUAAAAGCUCAAGAAGUGGCCACCAAAGCAACACAAAGAGCCACUGCCAAGCUUGGCAACAUUAAGAGGCAACUGGAAGAUCUGGAGAAGAUGGUCCCAGAUGAGAUCUCCAGGUGGGAAAUGCAGAUUAAACAGACGGUCUCCGAUCUAAACCAACAGUUGGAAACAAAAAAGGACGAUCUGUCUAGGAAGAUAAGUCACUUAGAGGGGCUGCAUGACCUGGCCGACCCAAUAGCUGUCUACCAGGAAUUAGACAAAGACUUGUGUGACACCGAGGAGGCACUUCCCGAUGACCCGGAAUUUCCUGAUCUCCACGAGGAUCUGAUCUCAAGCUCGUUACACAAACUAUCUGACAUAGUUACAAGUGCAAAGAUGUGGAUACAAAAACCUGCCGACGUAAUACUGGACGUCUGCACGGUAGCCAAUAACCUCUGGAUAUCAGACGACUUAAAAAGUGUCUUCAGGUCCGACACCGAACUGCCUUAUCCAAAAACACCAGAGAGACUUCAGAACUGUGAGGUUCUAAGCCUAAGCAGCUUCUCCUCUUGGCGGCAUUACUGGGAGGUGGACACCAGCAAGUCGGAUAGCUGGAAAGUCGGAAUGUGUUACCCCAGUAUCAACCGGAAAACCCGUAUCAGUAUGAUUGGACGGGACGACGACUCCUGGUGCUUGCGGAGGUGCAACGAUAAUUAUACGAUGAUGUAUGAUGGUGAACGUAUCUUAUUAUCUCACAAGGCUUCCAGCCAUAAAUUCCGGAUCUAUCUGGAUUACGAGGUCGGUCAGCUCUCUUUCUUUGAAGUAGGAGACCCAAUGAGACAUUUGCACACCUUCAAAGCAACCUUCUCCGAGCCCCUCCAUGCUGUGCUUGGAGUCUUUCAAGGGUCCAUUACAAUUUGUAACUAAAGGUGGAGAUAUGAUGCCUUUAUAAUACAGUAUGUUCUGGUAUAGGAUGUCCUGUUCUCUAAAAAUAGCUACAUUUGUAUGUAUGUGAAUAAACCUGUAUAACUAAA
Molecule: messenger RNA, 1756 nt
Organism: Rana temporaria (common frog)
Lineage: Eukaryota; Metazoa; Chordata; Amphibia; Anura; Ranidae
Product: E3 ubiquitin/ISG15 ligase TRIM25-like
Exons: 2
Coding region: 129-1649 (506 amino acids)
Molecular function (GO): protein binding; zinc ion binding
Source: RefSeq, a predicted model, not a curated record